Messenger RNA from Solanum verrucosum, 960 nucleotides. RefSeq names its product uclacyanin 1-like. Lineage: Eukaryota; Viridiplantae; Streptophyta; Magnoliopsida; Solanales; Solanaceae. The transcript is spliced from 2 exons. The coding region runs from base 142 to 960 and encodes 272 amino acids. The record is from RefSeq and is a predicted model, not a curated record. Gene Ontology annotation, molecular function: electron transfer activity. Gene Ontology annotation, cellular component: plasma membrane.
AAUGCCUUCUCCUUAUUCAACGUGUUUUGUAUAGUUGCAUUAAAUAGCUAAGAUCUUGCAAGACCCAAGACAUACAGAAUUAGCUAAUUUGGCAGCAGUAAUACAGCCAAAUUAGCUAAUUCUUUGUUGAUUGAAGAAGUUAUGGCAAUGCUAAGAAUGUUGAUGAGCUUGGCUGCUAUAGCCAUGCUGCUUGGUUCAGCCAUGGCAACAAAUUACACAGUGGGAGGUCCUAAUGGUGGAUGGGACCAAUCUACUGAUGUUCAAGCAUGGGCUGCAUCGAAAACUUUCUUCGUCGGAGAUGAUCUGAUUUUUUCAUAUGCUCUAAGCCAUUCUGUGCUAGAAGUCACAAAGGCUGGUUUUGAGACCUGCCAGAUUACAGCUCCUAUUGCAAUUUAUACUGGAGGGAUGACAGUAAUCACUCUAGCUUCUGUAGGCAAGAGAUACUUCAUCUGUGGAACUGGUGGACAUUGUAAUGUAGGAGGAAUGAAACUCGAAAUCAACACUCUUCCCAAGGCUACCCCACCCCCACCAGCCAAACCGGCUACUCCACCAACACCAACACCAACCCCGAAAGCUCCACCACCAUCAACUCCGUCAACUCCACCACCAUCAACACCCAAAACUCCACCACCAACUCCCAUGACUAAACCCCCAGUUGCUUCCCCUCCCUCUUCAUCACCAUCUCCCAAGUCUUCAUCAGCACCCUCACCCAGAAACAUACAUAAAAUUUCCCCUGCAAUGUCACCUUCCAAGUCCUCCCAUGCUCACAGCCCAGCCAUGCCUCCUACUGGCGUUCCAACAUCCCCUUCUGUUGAAGCCCCGGGAUUGCCACCUUCUGCUGAGGCCCCUGGUGCUUCUGCACCUGCCACAUCUUCCCCAUCAUCGGCUGAUAAAAUCAGUGUCGUUGCUGGUUCUACUGUGGGAUUUGGCUUUGUUGUUAUGAUGAUGUUCCUUCUGUAA